This is a messenger RNA of Eremothecium sinecaudum, 1950 nucleotides long. RefSeq names its product Rim20p (gene RIM20). Gene Ontology annotation, cellular component: endosome. The record is from RefSeq and is a predicted model, not a curated record. The transcript has a single exon. The coding region runs from base 1 to 1950 and encodes 649 amino acids. Gene Ontology annotation, molecular function: protein binding. NCBI's taxonomy places the organism in Eukaryota, Fungi, Ascomycota, Saccharomycetes, Saccharomycetales, Saccharomycetaceae.
AUGCUGCAAUUGGUUAGAAUACCGCUGAAGAAGACAGUUGAGAUUGACCUGAAACGAGAGUUUGCCGAUAUAAUAGAUUCAACUUUUUAUCAGGUGUCCUCAAUUUUCAAUGAUGACUUGACGACGGUUAACCGAAUGAGGGAUAUAGUAGUCGCCUCAGAAAUCUCAGAAAAAACCUUACAAGUGUUGAAAGGGUAUUACGAUACUCUGAGAUCACUGUUGGUCAAAUUUCCUGAUCGACAGAUUAACUUUACGUGGUUUGAAACCUUAAGUCAUAGGUCGAUAAGUAAGUCGUCAAAUCUGUUCCGGUUUGAGCUAUAUAACAUUGUUUACAAUAUAGGGGCACUCUAUUCACAUGUCGCGCCAGAGGAGUUAUCUAUUGAGAAGUUGAAGACAUCCUGUAAGUACUUUCAGAUGAGUGCAGGUUGUUUUGACUAUAUUCUGAAUUCUCUAGACGAUGAUAUGAAGGAUCUAUUUGAAGAAAAGGCUCUCCUUUCACUGAAGAAUUUGAUGCUUGCCCAGGCUCAGGAGCGGUUAUGGUUGAAGUCAGUCAAGGACAGUAUGAAAAACUCUAUUGUGGCUAAGUUGGCGAUGCAGGUGUCGUUAUUCUACAAAGAAGCACACAAAAUGGCAAAUAUCAGUAGGAUAGUCCGCACAGAAUUGGUAUAUACCAUGGAGGCUAAGUCACGGUACUUUGCAGCUGUUGCAUACUAUCGGAAUGCAUUACAUUUCGGUGAAAAGCAGGAGUUUGGCAAUGAGGUUCGUUCUUUGAGAGAAGCUCAGUAUAAUGUCCUGAAAGCUGGCAGUAACUCGGAUGUCGACUCUUUUAAAAAAGAGAUUGCGGACUCGCUGAGAGUUUGCGAAAGGAAUAAUGAUCUGAUAUAUCUUCAAGCGGUCCCUGAAAACUGCCCAGUAGUUAAGUCUGUCUGCAUGGUGAAGGAAAUACUGAUCGAUGAGCUGCAAGAUACUUCAUCUCCGAGAUGUACCAUCUUGUUCAGAAACCUGUUACCUGUCGACGUUAUCGAAAGCUGUACUGCGUUUAACCUACGUCAGCAGAAGUACUUUGAGGACCAUGUGAGGGACCCUUUGCUUGCGUUGAACAAGCUCUUAAAUGCAAGUAUUCCAGAUAACGAAGUUCCACCAGGUAUGAAGCAUAUAUCAGAAGACGACUGGAUGGCUUACUCAGACGCAUUGGAAGAAAGUCGCAUGUCCCAGCAAUCAUUAGAGUCCAUAUUCGAACAAACGAAACAACUAUUACAGAAAGAAGUGGACGCAGAUAAUGAACUCAGAACUCUGCACGGGUCACUGCGGUGGACAAUUCCUAAGGUAGAAGAAAUGUCUUCCAGAUUCAAUGAGAAGAUAAACAAAAUCCAAGAAUACCUCAUACAAGGCAAGGCUAUCACGGAAGAGACAUAUGAGAUUUUUAACACUGUCGAUAAAAAACUCAUCACAACAGAACUAAAAUUACCGGAAAAUAACGAUCCCACCUCCAUAAAGGUUAGAGAAGCCACUAAACACCGCUAUGACUACAUCAGAGACGCUGAAAAGAAUUCCAUAGAUAACAGAGUUCUUCCAAAGGUCGUCUCCUACCACAAGCAGACGCUAUCCCUGGAUUUCGAAGCCUUGUUCCAAGAACACUUAGUGUCAGUCUUCCAGCAAAACUUAGCAUACGUCCGCGCCGAACGCGACCGUAACAACGAACUGAUCAAAGAACUAUAUCUUAGAGACCAAAGUAACCCACUAAAAAAACUUCAACCACGUGACCUACUGAUUCAAGACUUCCGUCACUCGCUCCAGCUUUUAGAACAGGUGAAGGAAAACAUUGAGGAGGGCCGACGUUUCUACGACAGCUUAUAUCAGACUGUUGUUGCAUUAGAUGAGGAGAUUAGACAAUUCACCUCAGAGCGCCAAGCCGAGCGCGAGAGUUUAAUUGCCAAACUGACUACAUAA